Epinephelus fuscoguttatus (brown-marbled grouper) is the source of this 566-nucleotide messenger RNA. Its product is annotated as histone H2B 1/2-like. The transcript has a single exon. Gene Ontology annotation, molecular function: protein heterodimerization activity; DNA binding; structural constituent of chromatin. Gene Ontology annotation, cellular component: nucleosome. The record is from RefSeq and is a predicted model, not a curated record. NCBI's taxonomy places the organism in Eukaryota, Metazoa, Chordata, Actinopteri, Perciformes, Serranidae. The coding region runs from base 15 to 392 and encodes 125 amino acids.
AGCAGAGCGACAACAUGCCUGAUACUACAGUCAAAGCGCCCAAGAAGGGCUCAAAGAAAGGCGCCACCAAGAACGUCAGCAAGAGCGGCAAUAAGAAGAGGAGGACCAAGAGGAGGGAGAGCUACGCCAUCUACGUGUACAAGGUGCUGAAGCAGGUCCACCCCGACACCGGCAUCUCCUCCAAGGCCAUGGGCAUCAUGAACUCCUUCGUCAGCGACAUCUUUGAGCGCAUCGCCGGUGAGGCCUCCCGUCUGGCUCACUACAACAAGCGCUCCACCAUCACUUCCAGGGAGAUCCAGACCGCCGUCCGCCUGCUGCUGCCCGGGGAGCUGGCCAAGCACGCCGUGUCUGAGGGCACCAAGGCCGUCACCAAGUACACCAGCUCCAAGUAAACACUGCUGCUGCUGCCUCCACUAUUCAACCAACGGCUCUUUUAAGAGCCACCCACUAUAUCUUUAAGAGCAAAGUUGUCUGAUUACUACUUCAAAUUAUUAAUCCACUGUUGCUUGUGCUGCCAAAGCCUCUUGUUUGCACUUCACUGUGGCUGCUGAGAGAAAUCAAGAAGA